This is a messenger RNA of Bipolaris oryzae ATCC 44560, 858 nucleotides long. RefSeq lists its product as uncharacterized. The transcript has 2 exons. The coding region runs from base 1 to 858 and encodes 285 amino acids. The record is from RefSeq and is a predicted model, not a curated record. Lineage: Eukaryota; Fungi; Ascomycota; Dothideomycetes; Pleosporales; Pleosporaceae.
AUGCCUAAGAUUGACAAGGGUCCAUCUCAUCGACAUUCCGUGUCGACUUCAUCGGCUGCAGGUGGAACUCGAAGCUCCUCUUGGUCCACCAAGGAUGACGAAACACUUAUCCGCGCCAGAGCCCAAGGCCUCAACUGGAAUCAGAUCGGACCAAAGCACUUCCCUUCCAAGACUCCAAAUGCCUGCCGUAAACGCCACGAGCGAUUGAUGGAGAGGCAGAAUGCGGAGCAAUGGGACGGCGUUAAGCUCGAGAUCCUGGCACAAGCCUACAUGGACGUGCGGCAAGAAAUGUGGAGUUUGCUUGCCGCCCGUGUUGGAGAAAAGUGGCAGUUGGUCGAGACAAAGUGUAUGGAGAAGGGACUUAAGAAUCUUACGCAGGCCGCUAGGUCGGCCCACAAGAAGCUCGAGAAUGGUACCUACCACGACUAUGAAGACAGUGGAAUAGGAAUUUCUGACCUCGAAGAAGAUCAAGAGGAUCAACAUGGUGGCAUGUCGCACAUGUCCGCAAUCUCCGAACCCCAUUACUCUCCGUACUCUGGCUACCCACAACCACAGCACCAGCGGGUCCCGAGUAUCCAGUCUAUGCUGCACCCGAUGCAACAACAUUCGCAUCAUAUGCAACAGCCUGUGCACCAGCCUAUGCAGCAGCCAAUGCAACAACCUAUGCAACAGUCCAUCCAGCAGCCUAUGCCACAAUCGAUUCAGCAAAUCCAGCAACCCAUGCAGCAACCACUCCAGCAGCCAAUGCCACAGUCAAUGUCACAACCAAUACCACAACCAAUGUCACAGCCAAUGCAACAGCCAAUGCACAGCCAGUCAAUGGCAUAUUCGUCGCAUCAGCUAUCGCACCCGCAAUAG